AGCCGUCUCCAUAUCCUAUCAUUUUCUUCUCUCUCUCUCUCUCUCUAAAAAAAAGAAUCCGGUGUAGUUUUUACUGUUUUAGUUAGUGGACUGCUUACAUCUAUCCUACUCUGAUUACCUCAGCUGGGAGACUCUGAACUGAUCUCUCUCUCUCUCUCUAAACACACUAUUAACUUUCCAUUGCGUAACGCUUCGGGAACGCCAUUUCGAGCCCCAAAAAAGCUUAAACUUCAGUUUCCCUUUCUGGGAAUUGCUGAUACAUUGCAGAAGAAAAGCUUCACAUUUUCUUCCUCCAAUGGAGUCCACUAGACUCUACCCACUUCUCUUCUUCUUCGUCUCAGCUUUAUGGUUUCCUGUAAUGGUAACUCCACUGGGAGUAAACUACGGCCAAAUAGCAAACAACCUCCCAUCUCCAGACGACGCCGUUCAGUUAGUCAAAUCCAUCGGCGCGACGAAAGUCAAGCUCUACGACGCCGAUCCGAAGGUCCUCCGUGCGUUCGCCAACACGGGAGUGGAGUUCAUGGUGUGCCUGGGCAACGAGUACCUGUCCAAGAUCCAGGACCCGGCCCAGGCCCAAUCCUGGAUCAAGUCCAAUGUCCAGGUCCACCUCCCGGCGACGAAGAUCACCGCUAUCUUCGUCGGCAACGAGGUCCUCACCUUCAACGACACCUCCCUCUCGGGAAACCUCCUUCCGGCGAUGCAGAGCGUCCACGCCUCCCUCGUCGACCUCGGCCUCGACAAGCAAAUCACCGUCACCACAGCUCACUCUCUCGCGAUUCUAGAAUCUUCUUAUCCUCCUUCUUCUGGAAAGUUCCGCCGUGACCUGAUCAACUGCAUUACUCCGAUCUUGAGCUUCCAUCUCAAGACCGGAUCUCCAUUUCUGAUCAAUGCUUAUCCUUAUUUCGCUUACAAAGGGAAUCCGAAGCAAGUCUCGCUCGAUUUCGUGCUUUUUCAGCCGAACCAGGGGGUUCUAGAUCCGGCGACGAAUUUCCACUACGACAACAUGCUGUUCGCGCAGAUCGACGCGGUUCACUCGGCCUUGGACGCCGUCGGAUACAAUAAGCUUCCGGUGCACAUCUCUGAGACCGGAUGGCCGUCGAAGGGAGACGCAGACGAGGCCGGAGCGACGCCGGAUAACGCCAAGAAGUACAACGGGAACCUAAUCAAGACAAUAUGCCAGAGGAAAGGGACGCCGAUGAGGCCGAAUUGCGAUCUCAAUAUCUACGUCUUCGCUCUGUUCAACGAGAAUAUGAAGCCAGGUCCGACGUCGGAGAGGAAUUACGGGCUUUUCAAGCCCGACAGGACUCCGGUGUAUUCGCUCGGGAUCUCCACGAGCUCCACCACCUCCGUCGGGAACACGACGUCGAGUUCCGGUUCUGGUUCCGGUGGGUCUGGUACGCCGGCGAGCUCUGGCUCGUCGUUUCCGUCGACGGCGAAUUCUUCCAGUACUGGCUAUUUGUCUAUUUCCUCUGCCGUUUCCACUGGGAAGGACCAUUUGCAUUUGUUGCCAAAGGUUUUGGCUCCAUGCCUCCUUUUGAUAGGAUUAUUUCUUUGAAUUUGAAGACAAAGAAAGAGGCCUAAUUAGGAGCCAGCCAGAGGUUGAAAAGCAAAAGAAAGAAAGAAGGAAAAAAAAAAAAAAAAAAAAAA
Morus notabilis is the source of this 1647-nucleotide messenger RNA. RefSeq names its product glucan endo-1,3-beta-glucosidase 10. NCBI's taxonomy places the organism in Eukaryota, Viridiplantae, Streptophyta, Magnoliopsida, Rosales, Moraceae. Gene Ontology annotation, biological process: carbohydrate metabolic process. Gene Ontology annotation, molecular function: hydrolase activity, hydrolyzing O-glycosyl compounds. The transcript has 3 exons. Bases 296 to 1555 code for a protein of 419 amino acids. The record is from RefSeq and is a predicted model, not a curated record. Gene Ontology annotation, cellular component: plasma membrane.